AGUACCCGGCUAAAAGCGUGUUUCUGUCUGCUCAAGUUUUAGUUUGUCGAUGCUUGUGUGAAGAAUCAAGAUGAAGAUCGAAGAAGUGAAAAGUACAGCCAAGGCUCAGCGUAUUGCUUCCCACAGUCAUAUCAAAGGUCUUGGAUUAGAUGGCAGUGGUUAUGCCAUUCAAACAGCAGCAGGGCUUGUCGGCCAAGAGCUUGCACGUGAAGCUGCAGGGGUUGUUGUGGAGCUCAUCAAAUCCAAAAAGAUGGCAGGAAGAGCAAUGCUACUUGCUGGCCCACCAGGAACAGGAAAGACUGCCAUUGCUCUAGCUAUUGCUCAGGAGUUGGGAUCCAAAGUCCCUUUUUGUCCAAUGGUUGGAAGUGAAGUGUACUCCUCAGAGAUCAAGAAAACAGAAGUGUUGAUGGAGAACUUCCGAAGAGCCAUAGGGUUGCGAAUCAAGGAGACAAAAGAGGUGUAUGAAGGAGAGGUGACAGAACUGUCACCUGUAGAGACAGAGAAUCCUAUGGGAGGUUAUGGCAAGACCAUAAGCCAUGUGGUGAUCGGCUUGAAGACAGCUAAAGGCACCAAGCAGUUGAAGCUUGACCCGUCUAUCUAUGAGAGUCUACAGAAGGAGAAGGUGGAGGUGGGCGAUGUCAUCUACAUCGAGGCCAACAGCGGCGCCGUCAAGAGACAAGGCCGAUCUGACAGCUACGCCACUGAGUACGAUCUGGAGGCAGAAGAGUAUGUGCCGCUACCUAAAGGUGAUGUGCACAAGAAGAAGGAGGUCAUUCAAGAUGUCACCCUACAUGACCUCGAUGUCGCUAAUGCAAGGCCACAGGGAGGCCAGGAUAUUAUGUCGAUGAUGGGGCAGUUGAUGAAACCAAAGAAGACAGAAAUCACUGAUAAGCUUCGGAAGGAGAUCAACAAGGUGGUGAACAAGUACAUCGAUCAGGGUAUAGCAGAGCUGGUGCCGGGUGUGUUGUUCAUAGACGAGGUGCACAUGUUGGAUAUUGAGUGCUUUACAUACCUCCAUCGAGCCUUGGAGUCCACAAUCGCACCCAUUGUUAUCUUUGCCACAAACAGAGGAAAGUGCACAAUAAAGGGGACCGAGGACAUUGUUGCCCCCCACGGCAUGCCCCUGGAUCUGCUGGACCGAGUCAUGAUCAUCAGGACCUUGCCAUACUCAUUGGAGGAAAUGGUCGCUAUUCUGAAGAUCCGGUCACAAACAGAAAGCAUACAGAUAGAUGACGAAUCCCUGCAGCAGCUGGGCAGCAUUGGAUCAAACUCCACACUUAGAUACGCCGUUCAGCUGCUCACCCCAAGCAACAUCCUUGCCAGGAUAAACGGCAAGGAAUCAAUAAACAAGGAAGACAUAGACGAGAUUCACAAACUGUUCUACGAUGCCAAAUCAUCAGCAAAGAUCCUUGCAGCACACGAAGACAAAUACAUGAAAUAAACGAGUGUUCCCACCAUUCAGUCAACAUGUACAUAAACAUUCAACCUUCGGCAUUGUUCAGGCUUUUCAUGAACAUCAUCAAACAGCUCAUUCCAUUAUCAGUUCCGGUACUAGUGAAUCCCCUAAAUACGGUGAUCUGAUUGUUAGAGUGAACUAUGAAUUUCAGAACGUUUGAAAUGUACACAACUUGUGUGUACUGGUAUAUAUAUAAACUAUGAAAUCAGCUGGUGAACUGAACAUUCGGAAUCGUCUUUUCAAGAUUGUCACAUUUUCAUUACAAUAGAAUUGUGAAUACUAUUUUCAUCACUGUCGUCCUCAUGAUGUAGUAUGACUACAUACACAGGUUCAAGAAAACCAGCAUUUGUAUUGAUCUGUUUCUCAUUGAUAUUAAAAUAUGUAUCUCUUGUAGUUCGGCAGUUUGUGUAGUGUAUGGGUUAUUGUGGAGGGCGUGAUGGCUUACCCUGCAGAACAAGCUUGGCAACAUAGCGGGCGACUUCAUUAGAAACAACCUCAUCUUCUCGAAGCAAGGGAGUUAACUGACACUAAAAGUUUCCACCCUGGCCAAAUGUGACUCAAUCAUAGUACCACCAAUCAGAUUCCAUCUCUCAUAUCACUUGCAUUUGCUUCAAACACAAGGGCGGCACCCAGUCAAGACGAUCUGAUUGAUUAUCAAGAUAUUUAUUGUAAUACAAUUGGUCUUACCUCGUAAAGUACAUCAAAUCCCUUGAACCCCUUGAUUAACAACGCCCAGUUUACGGUACACGUUUUGCAAAUCCUGCAGUCGACCAAAAUCUGCACAGCAGUCGCCAUAUUGCUUACGAGCCCAAUCUCCAUUUCGAUUUUGAUUGGACUGUGCAUAGAGUCGUUAGUCCAGCCAAAACAUAACUCUAUAAUUCCAGCCUAGUUCGGCAAGGGUGGAAACUGGAAUUUUAUAGUCAGUUCUCUUGCCUCGGGACAAGUGUGGGCUUCUUGGAACAUACUCAGACCCUGGAGCUCCAAGAAGGGGUUUGUCAGUUUCCCUGGCAUGUAAAGGAUCUGAUGGAUAGCUAGUUGUGAAAUGUCAUAUUCCCAUCAGUCAAUUCUGGCAAUGAUCAAUGAAGGGAGACGGCCCUACUUACAGAGCCGAAUACCCGACAUGGUUCACAGUGAUAUCCCACUACAACCUAUAGCAAUCUCUACUUUCAAUAGUUGUAGCUGACGGAGAGAGUGGGCCCAGUUUCACAAGGCAGUCUGCAAUUCAGCACUAUUUCAGCCACACUGGCACAUCUACCUUCACAUAUUGUACCCAUCACUGUCCAUGCAGGGAAUUAAAUCUGUAUAUGCCCAGAGCAACUUCUACUGAAUGAACCUAAGUACCAACUCACCCCUCAAGAAACUGCCUCCAUUGUGUAAAUAGGCAUCGAAGUUGCAAUCAAAUACAAAACAGUGAAGUCCAGUUUACACAAAGUUUUUUAUUGUUAUUUUUUCAACACUGAGGACUCGUGAUACAGAAUGUCUCUUUCAUACCGACCCAAUCUAACAACAUACGACACUUUCUUCAAAACAAAAGAAAUGCUUCAGAAACUGAGACGCCUAAAAUAAGUUUGCUUCAUAUAACAAAUUCUUGAACUACAUUUUGAUGUCACUAUGCUCAUGUAGUCCCUUCAUUGUUGAUAAAAAUAAUGUAAUGAAGUCAUGAGGCUACUUGCAAAGAUGAACUUAUAAACUUUCUCCAUGACCACAGAGAUUGUUCUUCAAAUUUGUAUCCAUGUCAUUAUCUUAAAAUCUUUUCCCCUCUACGUUAUAUUCCCUUAUAAAAUAUCUUUGGCAAAUAAAUCAUUAAAACAAUCGAGCUGUGGUCAUUUUCUACUUAACAGAUUCCACCGAGAUCUGUGGAUUGCAAAUGAUAUCUUAAUAACUAAUGACAAGGAUUCAUGUGACAAGAAAUAUAUGUACAAAUG
Molecule: messenger RNA, 3381 nt
Organism: Haliotis rufescens (red abalone)
Lineage: Eukaryota; Metazoa; Mollusca; Gastropoda; Lepetellida; Haliotidae
Product: ruvB-like 1
Exons: 10
Coding region: 71-1441 (456 amino acids)
Biological process (GO): box C/D snoRNP assembly; chromatin remodeling; regulation of transcription by RNA polymerase II
Cellular component (GO): NuA4 histone acetyltransferase complex; R2TP complex; Ino80 complex
Molecular function (GO): ATP hydrolysis activity; ATP binding; DNA helicase activity
Source: RefSeq, a predicted model, not a curated record